AUGUCGCAACCCACUUUAACCCCGCCCUCCUUCGAGCAACAUCCCACCGGCUUCGGCAUUGGCUCCGCGCAGCCCCGGAUCUCGUGGAGGUUCACAGCUCCUGAAGGCACCGCUGCAAAUUGGCAACAGACUGCGUACGAUGUCCAGGUCGCUCGCGGCAACAACAGCACAGACACGUACCGUGUUGAUUCCAGCGAAUCCGUACUGGUGCCAUGGCCGAGCCAGCCGUUGCAGUCGCGAGAGACCGCAACAGUCCGCGUACGCUCUCAUGGAGGGUCGGGAGAUAAUACAGCACCGACUGAAUGGUCAGCCUGGAGUACUGUUGAGUGUGCUCUGCUGAGUCGUGAUGACUGGGGCGCGCGUGCGAUUACCAGUCAUGUUAAGCAAAAUGAAGGCCCACUGCGUCCCGUUCGAUUCAGGAAGACGUUUUCUUUACCCAAGGCCCCCGUGCAGCGUGCGAGACUGUACAUCACGAGCCUGGGAGUGUUUCAGGCGUACAUCAAUGGAGUGCCCGUGGGUGACCAUUGUAUGGCUCCUGGGUGGACGAGCUAUCACAACCGGCUGAACUACGAGGUCUUCGAUGUCGCAUCGCUCCUGAAGGAUGGACAGGAGAAUACCAUUGCGGUGGAGGUUUCAGAGGGCUGGUAUGCUACGCGGCUGGGCUUUCAUGGAGGCAGACGGUUCAUCUAUGGGGAUGAGUUUGGGUUGUUUGCUCAGCUAGAAAUCGACCCAGGACAGGGAGACCAAUCGCCAGUCGUUAUUGCAACUGACUCAAGCUGGAAGUCCCACCAGUCUGCGAUCAUCCGUAGCGAGAUCUACAAUGGAGAGGUUUACGACGCGCGGGAGGAGCAGGAUGGCUGGAAGGAUUCAACCUUGGCGACCCCUUGGGAGCCAGUUCGCGAAAUCGCAUUACCUGAGGCGCAGCUUGUAGCUCCAAACGCUCCUCCAGUGCGAGUGACUCAGGUGGUCGAUCCGGUUGAGAUAAUCCGCACGCCGUCCAGCAAAGUGGUUAUUGAUUUCGGGCAGAACCUUGUCGGGCGAGUCCGGAUUCACUCCGUCAAAAAGCCAGCAGGUCAUUCUAUAGUCCUCCAACAUGCGGAAGUCCUUGAAAACAAGGAACUGGGAACACGUCCGCUCCGGAUAGCCAAGGCCCAGGACGAGAUCAUAUCAGCCGGUCAGGAAAUCCGGGACUGGGCUCCUAGCUUCACCUUCCAUGGCUUUAGAUAUGUUCAGGUGGAUGGGUGGGACCCUGAGGACACGGAGUCCCCGCUCACACUGCAGAGCCUUGUUGCAGAGGUCAUGCAUACUGAUCUCAAACGAUCUGGAUGGUUUAACUGUAGCCAUGAGAUGGUCAACAAACUGCAUCAAAAUGCGAUAUGGAGUAUGCGCGGAAACUUCCUCUCUGUUCCAACGGACUGCCCGCAGCGUGAUGAGCGCAUGGGCUGGACGGGCGAUCUCCAAAUCUUUGCUCCUUCUGCAAGUUUCCUGUAUAACACGGGAGGCAUGCUGAGUGACUGGCUGCAGGAUCUUUCAGCUGAACAGCUCGCACACCCAAAGGCAAUCCCGCCGCUUGUGGUCCCGAACGUGAUUGCCGAGUCCUUCUGGCCCACGUUUCCCCAGGCUGUGUGGGAUGAUAUAUCCAUAAUCCUGCCUUGGACGCUGUACCAAAGCUACGGAGACGCUAGUAUCCUCCGCCGGCAAUACCCUAGCAUGACUGCCUAUCUCGAGCGUGGGGUGCAGCGCGGCCCAGACCGUCUGUGGGACGAUACGCUCUUCCAACUCGGCGACUGGCUUGACCCGACUGCGCCUCCAGACCAGCCUGGCAACUCUCGCACAGACGGAACUCUAGUUGCAGAUGCCUACCUCGUGUAUAUAACAGGGAUCCUCGCGGACAUCAGCUCCAUACUCGGCGAAUCCGCAGACGCAUCACGAUACAAGGCCGACCACCGAACCCUCAAAUCCCGGUUCCAAACCAAGUACAUCUCCCCCACAGGCCUGCUGGUAGGAGACACCCAAACAGCACUCAGCCUCGCUAUAGUCUUCGACCUCCACGAUGACCCGCAACAAGCCGCUGCCGCAGGCGAUCGACUAGCCCGCCUUGUGCGCAUAUCCAAGUUCCAAGUAUCCACAGGCUUCGCCGGUACACCCGUAGUUACGCACGCUCUGACAAAGGCCGGCCACCACCAACUAGCCUACCGCAUGUUACAAGAAUCUAACUGCCCCUCGUGGAUGUACCCGAUCCGCAUGGGCGCCACAACCGUCUGGGAGCGCUGGGAUAGCAUGCUGCCCGACGGCUCAAUCAAUCCUGGGGAAAUGACUAGUUUCAAUCAUUACGCUCUGGGGUCGAUUAUCAACUGGUUACAUAAGACUGUUGCCGGAGUGAGUCCGCUAGAGCCUGGAUGGAGGCAGAUACUAGUUCAACCUUUACCGGGAGGUACCAUUACCUCUGCCGAGGCGAUCUAUGAGACGGCGUACGGCCGGUUGGAGUCUCGAUGGGAGGUUAAGGAUGGUGACCAGUUCCGACUGGAGCUGGUUGUGCCUCCGAAUUCGACGGCGAAGGUGGUCCUCCCUGGUGGUAAGGAUGAGAAGGUCGUUGGAUCCGGACGGUACACGUUUGAGAAGACAUUUGAUAGCCAGGCCGGAUGGCCUCCUAAAGCGCAGGUGCCGCCGGUGUUUGAACCGGAAGAUACCUUUGCAUAG
Molecule: messenger RNA, 2700 nt
Organism: Aspergillus puulaauensis
Lineage: Eukaryota; Fungi; Ascomycota; Eurotiomycetes; Eurotiales; Aspergillaceae
Product: glycoside hydrolase family 78 protein
Exons: 1
Coding region: 1-2700 (899 amino acids)
Biological process (GO): carbohydrate metabolic process
Source: RefSeq, a predicted model, not a curated record